Molecule: messenger RNA, 1416 nt
Organism: Acanthopagrus latus (yellowfin seabream)
Lineage: Eukaryota; Metazoa; Chordata; Actinopteri; Spariformes; Sparidae
Product: alcohol dehydrogenase class-3
Exons: 9
Coding region: 101-1231 (376 amino acids)
Biological process (GO): formaldehyde catabolic process
Cellular component (GO): cytosol
Molecular function (GO): zinc ion binding; S-(hydroxymethyl)glutathione dehydrogenase [NAD(P)+] activity
Source: RefSeq, a predicted model, not a curated record
UGCGGCCGCUCGCUCGUUCUCGUUUCUGAUUGGUCCGGAGGGUUAACUCCUUUACGGCCGCGCGCCGCCUCCUCCUCUCCUCUCUGCUGAAGAAACCAACAUGGAGACAGCUGGGAAAGUGAUCAAGUGCAAGGCAGCUGUGGCCUGGGAACCUGGGAAGCCUCUCUCCAUUGAGGAGGUGGAGGUGGCUCCACCCAAUGCCCAUGAAGUUCGCAUCAAGCUGUUUGCCACCGGGGUGUGUCACACGGAUGCCUACACUCUGAGCGGCAGUGACCCCGAGGGGCUUUUCCCCGUCAUCUUGGGUCACGAGGGUGCUGGAACAGUGGAGAGCGUUGGUGAGGGUGUCACCAAGUUCAAGCCAGGCGACACUGUCAUCCCGUUGUAUGUGCCGCAGUGUGGUGAAUGCAAAUUCUGCAAAAAUCCCAAGACCAACCUGUGCCAGAAAAUUCGAAUUACCCAGGGCCAGGGCCUCCUCCCCGACAAGACCUCACGCUUCACCUGCAAGGGGAAGCAGGUGUUUCACUUCAUGGGGACCAGCACCUUCUCGGAGUACACCGUCGUGGCCGACAUCUCGCUGGCCAAGGUGAACGAGAAGGCCCCAAUGGAUAAAGUGUGUCUUCUUGGAUGUGGCAUCUCUACAGGUUACGGCGCUGCUCUUAAUACUGCCAAGGUCGAGCCCGGUUCUACAUGUGCUGUUUUUGGCCUUGGAGCUGUUGGCCUAGCUGUUAUUAUGGGCUGCAAGGUUGCUGGGGCAACCAGGAUAAUUGGUAUAGACCUCAACCCCGCCAAGUUUGAGAUAGCCAAGGAGUUCGGAGCCACUGAGUUUGUGAACCCCAAGGACCACAGCAAGCCCAUCCAGGAGGUUCUGGUGGAGAUGACUGACGGGGGUGUGGACUAUUCUUUCGAGUGCAUCGGAAAUGUGCAAAUCAUGAGAGCUGCUCUGGAGGCGUGCCAUAAAGGAUGGGGUGAAAGUGUCAUCAUCGGUGUCGCCGGAGCUGGACAGGAGAUCUCGACCAGACCAUUCCAGCUGGUGACAGGCCGAGUGUGGAGGGGCACGGCCUUUGGAGGGUGGAAGAGUGUGGAGAGCGUUCCCAAACUGGUGGAAGACUACAUGAGUAAGAAGCUGAAGGUGGAUGAGUUUGUGACCCACACGCUGCCCUUCGAGAAGAUCAAUGAAGGAUUUGAGCUCAUGCACGCUGGAAAGAGUAUCCGCACAGUGCUGACCUUCUGAAGUGCCUGAAACACGACCUCUUUCACAUCCGGCCUUUAAAAAAGCUCCCUCCAUGGUUGCAGCAGCACUUAAUGUUUCUCUCUGCACUUGUUAAUUUGUUUAGAUGACAAAGGUUUCAGUAUUAGAACAACAGCAGUUUAACUAUUUGACGCAAAAACUGUCAUUAAAGUUGUUUGAAACUAUGA